AUGGAGGCGGCCCCCGGAGGGUCCCCGCGCCCCGCAGCCCAGGCGCCCGCGUCCCAGCCCGAGCCCCGCGCCCCGGAGCCCCGCGCCCCGGAGCCCCGCGCCCCGGAGCCCCGCUCGGACAGAAGAGCCGGCCGCCUGUCAUUCUGUACGAAGGUUUGCUAUGGCAUUGGCGGGGUCCCCAACCAGGUGGCCUCCAGCGCCACAGCCUUUUACCUGCAGCUCUUCCUGCUCGAUGUGGCCCAGAUCCCUGCUGCCCAGGUGUCACUGGUCCUGCUUGGAGGGAAGGUGUCUGGGGCAGCUGCUGACCCCGUGGCUGGGUUCCUUAUCAGCAGAAGCAGGAGGACAGGGUCUGGACGACUCAUGCCCUGGGUGCUGGGCUGCAUGCCCUUCAUCGCCUUGGCUUACUUCUUCCUGUGGUACCUGCCCCCCUUCACCAACCUCCGGGGCCUUUGGUACAUGGCCUUCUACUGCCUGUUCCAGGCUGUGUCCACGUUCUUCCAGGUGCCCUACACGGCGCUCACCAUGCUGCUGACGCCCAGCCCCCGGGAGCGGGACUCGGCCACCGCCUACCGGAUGACCCUGGAGAUGGCGGGGACACUGCUGGGAGCCGCCGCCCACGGGCUCAUCGUGGCCGGGGCCCACGGCCCCCACCGGUGCGAGGACGCCGAGUUCCCGGGGCCCGGAGCCGUCCCCCCCAACGCGACCUGUCUCUACUCCAUUGCAGCGGCCGUGGUUGCUGUGACCUACCCCGUGUGCAGUGGUUUCCUCUGCUUGGGGGUGAAGGAGCGGCCAGACCCCUCGGCCCCCGCCUCCAGCCGGGGCAUGAGCUUCCUGGCCGGGCUGGGCCUCACGGUGCGGCACCCGCCCUACCUCAAGCUGGUGAUCUGCUUCCUGUUCAUCUCAGCAGCUGUCCAGGUGGAGCAGAGCUACCUGGUCCUGUUCUGUACACACGCCUCCGAGCUCCAUGACCACGUGCAGAGCCUGGUGCUGACCAUCCUGGUCUCGGCCGUCCUGAGCACGCCCCUGUGGGAGUGGUUCCUGCAGCGCUUCGGGAAGAGGGUGUCAGCCUUCGGGAUCACUGUGAUGGUGCCCUUUGUCAUCCUGCUGGCGGCUGUGCCCACGGCCCCCGUGGCCUACGUCGUGGCCUUUGUGUCUGGCGUGAGCAUCGCUGUGUCCUUGCUGCUGCCCUGGUCCAUGCUCCCAGACGUGGUGGAUGACUUCCAGCUGCAGCACCAGCACGGGCCCGGCAUAGAGACCAUCUUCUACUCCUCCUACGUCUUCUUCACCAAGCUCUCGGGCGCGGGCGCCCUGGGCAUCUCCACGCUCAGCCUCGAGUUUGCGGGGUACAAGGCGGGAGCCUGCCAGCAGGCAGAGCAGGUGGUGGUGACCCUCAAGGUCCUCAUCGGGGCCGUGCCCACCUGCAUGAUCCUCACCGGGCUUUGCAUCCUCAUGGUCGGCCCCGGCCCAAAGGUGCCAAGCCAGGACGCCGCUCGCCAGCUGAGCCUUCGGAGGAGGACCAGCUACAGCCUUGCGGCGAGUUAG
Molecule: messenger RNA, 1542 nt
Organism: Pipistrellus nathusii (Nathusius's pipistrelle)
Lineage: Eukaryota; Metazoa; Chordata; Mammalia; Chiroptera; Vespertilionidae
Source: the annotation of a GenBank genome assembly